UGCGGUAAUGGCUAUAUACCCAAAGUCGCACCGUUCUGUACUAAAGACGUGUGAAAAGGAUGGAAGGAAGUCUUUUAGGCCUCAGUGGAGGGACUCGAGUAAUGGACUUUAUUACUUGUUGCUUUAUUUUAUUUUCCAGCAGAAUUAUUUUACUUUCAGAGGCGCGACUGAUCCGCGCGGACUCCAAGUUACCAGCAGCGCCUGCAGUAGCUCUCCAGGCCGCUAGGGGGCGGGCGGCAGUCAGGGGUCCCAGAGAGGCGCACAGCUCCACAGGCAAGCACUACACUGGUCACGUGACCAUCGAUCGCCUUUUCAUAGUGAAAGAGGGCAACUUCGGAGCAUCUCACGGAGCCGUAGGUCAUUAAUUAAGUCACGAUGGCGAACGCGGCACACGUAUCCAGGAUUCUCUCCCUGUACAAGCGGAUCCUGCUGCUGCACCGCUUCCUGCCCAUUGAAUUGCGGGCCCUGGGCGACCAGUACGUGAAGGACGAGUUCCGGAGGCACCGCGCUGUCACCGCGCCGCAGGACGUGCGCAGCUUCCUGAAGGAGUGGGAGAGCUACAAGGACACCCUGCAAGCUCAGGUCCUGGAGUCAGCCGGGAGAGGCGGGAAGACGGCCGCCUUCGGAGCCAAGCUCUCCGAGGAGAAGCUGGCGCACUUUCAGGACGAGCAGAUUGGCCAGUUGUACGAGCUCAUGCUGGAGUCCCGUAAGCCCAGCCGGCAGUUCCGCAUCCAAGAGGACGACCCCCGGAAGUAGGAGCGGAAGUGAAGCGGCUCCUCUGUGUGGUCGGGCCGCGUCGGGGGCGCGCUGACUCACCUCCAGGGGCGCGGUUCUUCCUCAGGGACAGUUCCGGAAGAAGCGCUAGACUCGAGCCAAGCCCACGGAGAAAGCUCUUAAGACUGUAAUUAUAUUAAAGUGUUCUCCAAAUGCUGCUCGCCAAGGCAUUGCCCCCAUUUCUCUGCCCGUGUCUUUCGCCUGUUUUCACGAGAGGUUGGAACCAUCAACAUGCUCAUUGUGGCGGCUGUCCUCUCCGAAAACUUAUUUCCGAGAGCCUCGAGUGGCACCAUUGCGUCCUCGACGCAACCUUGACUUGUUCGGGGCCUUGCUGUCAAAAAAGCACGGACGGGGGGGGUCUCGUCUGCCUUCCCUCGGCUUAGCGGCCAAUGCAGAAGGAACAUCUUAGUCGAAGCCGCGUCGCGGUGUGCUUUUGAGGGAUGAGCCGCCUUCGGCUGCUGCGCAGUGUUGGUUCUUCCAUGCAAAGUGAUUUAUGCAGGUUUCUUUUCACCAGAUUGCAUGAGAGAAAUAUAUAAACGGUUGUGUAUCUGAGCCACAUUUUUAAGACUACCUAAUUUGGCUUUCACUGGUAUGCUCCCUUAUGUUGUGCCAAUUGUCAACGACUCUUGUUUCCACCUUGUUGGCUUUUUUAUUUUACUGCAGUCGUACUAUAUGCUGGGUCAAGUCAAACUCGAACCCUUGCCGCACAUUACCACCUCGUAAUGGGGAAAUGCAGAUUCGGCAGACAUUUCCUUCAAGGGCUCCGGAUGGUCUCUUGACUUGUACCGCAGUGAGCUUGUGUUAACGUAAACAGUCCGGCCCCCUACCAUGAGACACAUGGGGUCGAUACGGCUCCAGGUGCGAGAAGGUCAUAUCACCUGGGCGGCGUCAGCUCAGACAGCAGAGACAAUACCGCACCAUCUGUGGAGAUUAGAAGAUGAGCAAGUCUGAUCUCCAUUCCCUCCUCCCAUGUAGGAGGGAGCGAUGGAAAGGAUCGCACGUUUACCAACCUUUCAGUGCAAGUUGUGGUACUGAGAGACCUGGGUCAAAGCUGAAGAAUCAGCGUGUUUAUGUGCUGCUUGAUUCGGACGAUGGGAGCGGAAUAAUCCUAAAAUAAAAUUUAGACCUGCUCUUAAAAAUGACAAAAAGCUACCGCCAGAGCACAUGGACACCACUUCUGGGAAUGGAAGGCACAUUAAAGCGGCCCCCGAUCACACCGUAGCUAAUGAGCACUUAAGCGUGACAACGUGAGACACUUCCGAGCAAAGCAAGAAAUAAACGUGCGAAUUUGGGAGCAAGCUGUAAUAGCCAACAUGUUGUAAACGCAUUAACGUUGAAAGAUGUGCGGAGUCAGCCGUUCGCACCGAGGAAGGCCUUCGGUCACUUAGGAAGAACAGCCUGUGGCGUUCGUUUCUUGCAGCGUCGUUACGCAAAUGGAGAGCGGGACUUUAUUUAAUUGAGCCCAGUAAUUGCUCUGUAACAGAGAUGAGAAUAUAUUAGUUGAAUGGCUCUCCUGCCGCAGAUAUUCUAGCGCCUCGUUUUCGCCUGUUUGAGCUCAGUUUCCCUAGAUGUGAGAGGGGAAAGUAAACGUUUGAGCGUCUCCUCUUCUCCCCACUUACUGAAGGGUUGUUGACUCUCAAACAUGGGCAAAGUCUACGUUUACUGCGCUCAAGGCGGUUCUACCCCGCGGGAGACGCCUGGUUUUCUCUGUCCGUGUCCUGCGGUCCAAGGUGGACGUGUGUGAAGAGACUGGAGGGAAAAUAUUUUUGCUUAAAAUGACCACUGUGGGGUUACUCAUCCUUUCCUUCAUGAUUUCAGGCCUUUUUUUCCUUCUUUACAAAAUCUCAGACUGGAAACCAGUAAUGGCCCGGUGAAUGAAAGCUUCAGGGGAAUCUCGGCUGUUAAUAACCUAAUUUAGUCUCAUUUCUUAAUAGGCUCAUUUGCUCUCCUUCCAAAUCCCAUAUUUCUGAGCUUCUUAAAAUUUGGUACUGUAGUUUUUUGGGUUGCAGGUUUAGCCAGUGCCUUCCGUGUGCCGGGUCCGGGGUUCGAGCCCUGCUCGGGGUGCCCUGCAGUGGAUUGGCAUCCCGUCCAGGGUGCUCCCCGCGACCCCGCCCGGGACAAACGGCUCCAGAUAUUGGUUGGUAGCUUUUCAGAGGCUUUAUCCUUAAAUUUUCCUGAAAAGUUUCGACGGAAUUGAGAGGGGUUGCUGUUGCUGGAACGGCCCCAAAUCAGUUUAACAAAACUGUUUCAAUCCCAUGUACCUGUUUCGUGAAAGUCAUCAGGAGUUGGGUUAGGGUAAGAAGAAAACGGGCCACCGCUGCAAGGGUCGGUCUUCGGCGUGACUCGUGGGUUUGAAAAAACAUCCCUUAGGAUGAACCGUUGGGUUGGAAGUGGGCACGUGCUCUUGAGCAGCCCCAAAACCAAACACGAUGCCUUAAGAGCUGCAACAAACACGCAAACAAUGCGGAGUCGUGGGAACGAAACGCGCCUGGGUACCUAAUCUUUGCCCGUGUGUGCGGUACGCUUUUCUGGGUGAUGCCGGUAAACAACACUCCAAAGUGUAUUUUGAGUAAACAAGCGGCGAGGCUCGCCAGAAGGUCGCCGUUGGAGGGCACGAGCCGGUGCGUGGUUAGCGGUGACUCACCUCCUCUCGCCGUUAGCUGGAGGAGCUCCACCGGGCUCAAGAGCGUUCCGAUUUAGCAGGAUGAUUCUAAGCGAACAAUUUACCGCUGCUGAAGAGCGUGCGCUACAUCAUCGAGCAGAGUUCGCCUAGUUAAAUGCUUGUGGAUAGUCUGACUUUGUGGCCCGAGUUUGUUUUUAAAAUUAAUAACGGUAAUCCGCUGGCAUAACGCAAGUUGAGGGAGAAAGUAGUGUCAUUAGAAAGUUUCCAAAGCUCUGCUGGAAGAUGCUGUGAAUCGAGCUCGCGGUGGAGCCGCACGUCUUUCUUCGCGUUUGGGUUCGGGGCUUUCGGUGCGAACGAGAUGCUCGGUACAGCGCGGAUUUAACGAAACGCUGAGCUCUAAAACGGGAGCGACGCAAGAAGCCGAGUGAAAAAGGUUUCGGAGGCACCGGGAGGCUUUAACUCUGAGACAUGAGCCUUGAUGUCACGAAUCUGUACAUCUUGUAUCUGAGAAGACCAGGAAUUACGGUGUACCCCCAUUUUCUUUCCAUAGCAGAUUAUACCUAUUAUUGAUCAUGAAAUCAGCACGAUUAUGACAGUCCAUUAUUAAAUUACCUCAAAGGCACAGCUAUCCAAAAAGGAUCCAAUAAAAGCUACAACGGGGUAUUUUCUGAUGUGGCUCCUGCGUCAUUAAUGCAGUUCCUUUCCCAGAAUUCGGAGCUGCGGGUUUUUGCUGGCGUGCCCAGUUCUUUGGGCACUGCAGUACUUUCCGCUGUGUCCGCAGAAGAAAUGUAUGAAGCGUUGCUUACUUUGUAAAGGGCACCUUGAGGUCCUCCAAAUCACUGUCACAUCCUUCAAAAAGUAUGGAUUUUGGAGCCAUUCGAGAGCGAUUUAACAUCCAGCAGCAAUGUGCUCUUGCCUUGAAAGAGAGGAGCUCUCAAAUUUCCCCUUCCGCCUUUGGAACUCGGGACGGGGGUAUUGUACCAUACCGUACCGUGUACGGUUGUGGUGCUCCCAGUCCUUGUCCGGUUCUUUGGCAAAGUGCCGACAAGACUUAUGGAAUAGACUCGUUUCAGAAGUUAACUUUCCGCCGCAAAUGCCCACGUAAGAUCACCCAGCGCCUUUGCAUUGCUAAUACUCAAAUCAAAUGCUCAUCAGAAUGAUGUGUAAGAACACCAUUGAUUAUUAAAAAGGUAAUUUGACUAGAUUUAUUACCACUACUAAUAUGGCCACCAUCCCGGGUGUAUUUUUUAAUAUUUUG
Molecule: messenger RNA, 4655 nt
Organism: Scleropages formosus (Asian bonytongue)
Lineage: Eukaryota; Metazoa; Chordata; Actinopteri; Osteoglossiformes; Osteoglossidae
Gene: sdhaf3
Product: succinate dehydrogenase complex assembly factor 3
Exons: 3
Coding region: 376-756 (126 amino acids)
Biological process (GO): mitochondrial respiratory chain complex II assembly; succinate metabolic process
Cellular component (GO): mitochondrial intermembrane space; mitochondrion
Source: RefSeq, a predicted model, not a curated record